Messenger RNA from Pangasianodon hypophthalmus (striped catfish), 2246 nucleotides. It is a transcript of the gene tmem101, whose product is annotated as transmembrane protein 101. NCBI's taxonomy places the organism in Eukaryota, Metazoa, Chordata, Actinopteri, Siluriformes, Pangasiidae. The transcript has 4 exons. Bases 28 to 795 code for a protein of 255 amino acids. The record is from RefSeq and is a predicted model, not a curated record. Gene Ontology annotation, biological process: positive regulation of canonical NF-kappaB signal transduction.
AAGACAUCACUUCCGCCUUCAGUAAUCAUGGCGCCUCCGAGUAGAAAACAAGUGCUGAGGUUCAUCGCGCAGUUCGGAGCUUUUAUUCUGACCCGGUUCGGUUUCUGGAACUGCUUCAGCAUGCUCAUGCUUUUUGCCGAGCGGGCCGACGUGAAAAGGAAGCCAGAUAUCCAGGUGCCGUACUUGUACGUUGACAUGGCAGCAGCAGUGUUGUGUGCCAGUUUCAUGUCGUUCGGGGUGAAGAGGAGAUGGUUUGCUCUCGCCGCCGCAAUCCAGUUGGCUUUCAGCACGUACGCGUCCUACAUCGGUGGACAUGUCCAUUAUGGAGACUGGUUAAAGGUGAGGAUGUACUCGAGGGCCAUGGCUGUUAUCGGAGCUUUCCUAGUGCUGGCCAGUGGAGCAGGAGAAGUGUACAGGCAGAAACCACGUACACGCUCACUACAAUCCACUGGCCAAGUCUUCUUAGGAAUCUACUUAAUCUGUGUGGUUUACUCCCUCCAGCACAGUCAGGAGGACAGAUCAGCGUACUUGGACCACAUCCCCGGUGGUGAGAUCACCAUUCAGCUCCUGGUUAUUCUCUUUGGCUUGCUCGCUCUCUCUUUCCUCUCGGGGUACUACGUGCGUUUAGCCGCACAGAUUUUAGCCGUGCUCCUCCCACUCAUCAUUCUGUUCAUCGAUGGAAAUAUUGGCUACUGGCACCACACGCGCCGCGUCGAGUUCUGGAACCAGAUGAAGCUGAUCGGACACAAUGUGGCCAUCUUCGGAGCUGUGCUUAUCCUCGGUACAGAUGGCUAAACACACAGGAAGUGAAUGUCAGCUUAGCACAAAUAGUGAACAGUAGCUGCAGUGGUGCUUAAAAGUUUGUGAAACCUUUAGAAUUUUCUAUAUUUCUGCAAAAAUGUGACCUAAAACAUCAUCAUUUUCACACAAGUCCUAAAUGUAGACAAAGAGAACCCAGUUAAUCAAAUGAGAUAAAAAAUAUUAUACUUGGUCAUUUGUUUAUUGAGGAAAACGAUCCAAUAUUACAUUUCUGUGAGUGGCAAAAGUAUGUGAACCUCUAGGGUUAGCAGUUAAUUUGAAGGUGAAAUUAGAGUCAGGUGUUUUCAAUCAAUGGGAUGACAAUCAGGUGUGAGUGAGCGCUCUGUUUUAUUAAAAGUGCAGAGAUCUAUCAAAGGCUGAUCUUCACAACACGUUUGCGUAAAUGUAUCACGGCGCAAACAAAGGAGAUUUCUGAGGACCUCAGAAAAAGAGAGUUGUUGAUGCUCAUCAGGCUGGAAACGGUUACAAAACCAUCUCUAACGAGUUUAUACUCCACCAAUCCAGUCAGACAGAUUGUGUACAAAUGGAGGCCACUGGAUUUCCCUCAAUAAAUAAAUGACCAAGAAUAAUAUUUUUUGUCUCAUUUGUUUAAUUGGGUGCUUUUUGUCUACUUUUCGGACUGGUGUGAAAAUUUGAUUAGGUUUUAGAUCAUAUUUAUGCAGAUAUAUAGAAAAUUGAUAAAGGGUUCACAAACUUUCAAGCACCACUGUACAUUCAAACCGCACUGAACGGUUGCUCCAAAUUAUGUGUUAAAUGUCAGAGUAGAGUGGCAACUCUUGAGUUCAAUAUUGGCUAUGUCCAAACCUAGAGAAGAAAACAUUUCAGAUGUUAAACUGCAGAGCUGGCUUUGUAUCUGACAUUAUUCAGUACGCUAAUGCGCGGCUUUGUACUUGGAGGCGGAAUACUCCUCUGGCAUACUGUACCGGAGAGAUGGCACAAUAUUAUUACACACUGUUUUCAGAUUAUGUUCUGAUUAUGUUGCCUGUUUCUCAGGGUUGAAUUGGAAUUCUUCUGUCGUCAUUCUAGAUACUGACAGGCAAAUUAUUUAUGAAUCCAGUUUAAGAAUAGAGAUAUCACCUUGCUACAUUUUUGCCUGUGGUCGUCAUUUUAAAGAAAAGGCCAGUUUGAAAAAGGUGUUUGAAUCUUAAGUGACUGUUUACAUUUCAUUUCAGCUUUUUUUUUUUUUUUUUUUAACUUAAUGUAAGAUUUGCUACAGGUCUUAAAAAUGUUGGAUUGUUAAUUAGAGCCUGUUUAAAAGGCUGUUUUGAAUGCUGUAUACUAUGUUAAAAAAGGGGGAAUAUUUUUUGUCAGCUGUCAUAAGCAAUUCCAAGACUGCUCCAUUACUGGCAGCUCAUAGCACUACAUUCUUUCUUAAUGAAAUAUCAUUGCAUCAUUGUUUAUUAAACAGUGAAAGUUUUCUAUUUGAA